CGCGCGCGUGCGGGAGGGGGCGGGUGGGGAAGGAUCGCCGGCGAGAUCCCGAGGCGAGGCUCGCGCGCCCGCCCCCGCCCUGGCCCCCAGCGCCCACCCGGUCUGCCCGGCUCAGCCAUGAUCAAGGCGAUCCUCAUCUUCAACAACCACGGGAAGCCGCGGCUCUCCAAGUUCUACCAGCCCUACAGUGAAGAUACACAACAGCAAAUCAUCAGGGAGACAUUCCAUUUGGUAUCUAAGAGAGAUGAAAAUGUUUGUAAUUUCCUAGAAGGAGGAUUGUUAAUUGGAGGAUCUGACAACAAACUGAUUUAUAGACAUUAUGCAACAUUAUACUUUGUCUUCUGUGUGGAUUCUUCAGAAAGUGAACUUGGCAUUUUAGAUCUAAUUCAAGUGUUUGUGGAAACGUUAGACAAGUGUUUUGAAAAUGUCUGUGAACUGGAUUUAAUUUUCCAUGUAGACAAGGUUCACAAUAUUCUUGCAGAAAUGGUGAUGGGGGGGAUGGUGUUGGAGACCAACAUGAAUGAGAUCGUUACACAAAUUGACGCCCAGAAUAAACUGGAGAAGUCUGAGCAAAUAGUUUACACUGGCCUAUUUUGUAUCAGUCAAGAUUUUUCUCAGGCUGGCUUAGCGGGAGCUCCAGCCCGUGCUGUAUCAGCUGUAAAGAAUAUGAAUCUUCCUGAGAUCCCAAGAAAUAUUAACAUUGGUGACAUCAGUAUAAAAGUGCCAAACCUGCCCUCUUUUAAAUAAAAAAAAAUUAAAAAGGCCACUCCCAGGUAAAAUCCAGGGGGAAAAGUCAUCUAAGUUUACCAUGCAGUUGUUUACCAAAAAUAGAGGAGGAGAGUCUUAACUUUUGCUCUUGGAUUGAAGUCAAGGUACUGUAGAGAAGUUGUGUAAAACCCGUACGGAAGUUCAAUGUUGCUUUUCCUGCUCAGUGAUUUUGAAGAAAUGGGGUAGUUCCAGUGUGAUACUUCACUUUCUUUUCUAAACUGCAUUCCCGUGCCCACCUAAGGCAUGCCUCUAUGUAUUGGCUACUACAGUAUUUCAAAAGGUGUGUGAGACAUUUCUUUCAACUAUGUACAAUCCAAACUGUUGGUGUUUUGUAUGGAUCACAAGUGCAGCAUUCCAUAGUUCUUUCUGUUAUUUGUCACACUUGUUAUUUAAAGAACCAAGUAUGUAUUGCAUGAAAACAUUAUGAUCUUUUUCUCUUAGUUUAAAUAAACUCCAAGGUAACUGGACUUCUAAAGCACCUUUCUGUUUGCCUGAUAUCUACUUUAGCAAUAAUUUUUUUACGACCCUCUGACUCAACAAAGUAAAUAAAAGUAUAUUUUAUCACUGUUAA
Molecule: messenger RNA, 1339 nt
Organism: Felis catus (domestic cat)
Lineage: Eukaryota; Metazoa; Chordata; Mammalia; Carnivora; Felidae
Gene: AP3S1
Product: adaptor related protein complex 3 subunit sigma 1
Exons: 7
Coding region: 118-747 (209 amino acids)
Biological process (GO): Golgi to vacuole transport; intracellular protein transport
Cellular component (GO): membrane coat; intracellular membrane-bounded organelle; AP-3 adaptor complex
Source: RefSeq, a predicted model, not a curated record